Raphanus sativus (radish) is the source of this 647-nucleotide messenger RNA. RefSeq names its product sm-like protein LSM6A. The transcript has 4 exons. The record is from RefSeq and is a predicted model, not a curated record. Lineage: Eukaryota; Viridiplantae; Streptophyta; Magnoliopsida; Brassicales; Brassicaceae. Gene Ontology annotation, cellular component: P-body; U4/U6 x U5 tri-snRNP complex; nucleolus. Gene Ontology annotation, molecular function: RNA binding. Gene Ontology annotation, biological process: mRNA splicing, via spliceosome; maturation of SSU-rRNA. Bases 140 to 409 code for a protein of 89 amino acids.
CCAAUUUAUACCACAUAGUUUUGCAAAUAGUAAUAAACCCCUCCCCCUUCCCUAGGUUUAAUUAGUUCGACCCUUUCGCAACGAUUCAAUUACUUCUUCGGUCAGGAUCGUAGUUGAGAAGAAGAAGAAAGAAAGAAAGAUGGGAGAUAAUAAAGUAAGUGGAACGACAAAGACACCUGCUGAUUUCCUCAAAUCCAUCCGUGGCAGACCCGUUGUUGUCAAGCUCAACUCUGGUGUUGAUUAUCGAGGCAUUCUUGCUUGUCUUGAUGGCUAUAUGAACAUAGCAAUGGAGCAGACAGAAGAGUAUGUUAACGGCCAGCUCAAGAACAAAUACGGCGAUGCCUUUAUCCGUGGAAACAAUGUUCUUUACAUCAGUACAGUCAACACACCUUUGGCCGACGGAGCUUAGACCCUUCCUCAUGCAUCAUCAUCAUCAGCAAUGGCUACCUUCUUUGUUCUCUUUCUAAAACAACUCUUGCACCUGACGAAUGCCAUGUAUCAAAGAUGUUUGUUUUUCAUAAAAUGAAGUUUUUUUUAUAAGCAUGUUAACACCAGACCUCAUUUAUUUUCCAAGUAGAAGAAGUUUGAUUAGUGAUCAAACAAGUUUGUCACAUUGUGAAGAGAAAAUCACUUUUUUUUUGUAAUCA